AUGAGUUAUAGAUGGUCUAAGUACAAAUCUCCAGCUGUAGCAUCUUCUUUCUACUGCACAAUCAAGAAUUCUUCUGACCAAUAUACGACUCGUAAACCUUUCGUAAAGACUACUCAUUCAUCUUCGUCUUGCGCGAUCGUUGUUCUUUCAACUUUAAUCAAUCGGCAUCCAGACGAUAGUUCAAAUUGUUGGGAAAAGAGGAAAGAUUUGUGUGUUAGUGUUAUCACUAGUUACUCUCCAAUCAUCCUCUGCACUCAACAAGGCGUGAAGUCUCAAUUGGAGUAUCUUCAACAAUGCUUGCCAGGGUAUGAGCAAUUUGGGAUUUCAAGAAAAGGAUCCGAAGAUGUUUCAGAUCAGUAUUGCACCAUUUUCUAUGACAAGGAAAAGGUGGAGUUAUUAGAAGGAGGAACAUUUUGGUUAUCAGAAUCCCCUUCUGUUCCUGGAAGCAUGUCAUGGGGGAGUGAAUCUCCUUCCAUCGCCACAUGGGCAAUAUCCUUUUCAAGCAUAUAA
This is a messenger RNA of Lactuca saligna, 510 nucleotides long. NCBI's taxonomy places the organism in Eukaryota, Viridiplantae, Streptophyta, Magnoliopsida, Asterales, Asteraceae. The record is from the annotation of a GenBank genome assembly.